This is a messenger RNA of Annulohypoxylon truncatum, 171 nucleotides long. RefSeq lists its product as uncharacterized. Bases 1 to 171 code for a protein of 56 amino acids. The record is from RefSeq and is a predicted model, not a curated record. The transcript has 2 exons. NCBI's taxonomy places the organism in Eukaryota, Fungi, Ascomycota, Sordariomycetes, Xylariales, Hypoxylaceae.
AUGAAUAUUAUCAUUAUCAACAUGGUCUUUACUUUGGCUAUUGGAGUGACUGCUUUGCCGGUUAUAAACUCUCAAGUCCACCCACAAGUGAGAGACACGGCGGACAAAGAUGGCACAGAUGGCGAUUGGGUGUUGCUGAAGAAGGCUAGCAUCUCGGGAACCGAAUUCUGA